This is a messenger RNA of Myotis brandtii (Brandt's bat), 5802 nucleotides long. RefSeq names its product aryl hydrocarbon receptor nuclear translocator-like 2 (gene BMAL2). The record is from RefSeq and is a predicted model, not a curated record. The coding region runs from base 126 to 1871 and encodes 581 amino acids. Gene Ontology annotation, cellular component: nucleus; aryl hydrocarbon receptor complex; cytoplasm. The transcript is spliced from 16 exons. Gene Ontology annotation, biological process: regulation of transcription by RNA polymerase II. Lineage: Eukaryota; Metazoa; Chordata; Mammalia; Chiroptera; Vespertilionidae. Gene Ontology annotation, molecular function: DNA-binding transcription factor activity, RNA polymerase II-specific; RNA polymerase II cis-regulatory region sequence-specific DNA binding; protein dimerization activity.
UGGGUGUCCUCCUGGUCAGUGAUUCUGGAAUCCUUGGAGUUCUGGAGAAGGCAGUCUUGGAGGAACGGCACAUUUUUCCAGACUGAGGUAAAGUAUUGAUAGAAGACAACUGGUUCAUUGCUCCAAUGGUUUCCAAUCGUAUGAGCAUAUGGGCAAAACCAACAGCUGUUGGAUCCUUCAGCCCACACGUGACAGAGAUUCCAAGAAAACGAAAAGAAAAUGAUUUGGAUCUGUCCCAAGAAGCUCACAGCCAAACCGAAAAGCGGAGGAGAGAUAAAAUGAACAGCCUGAUUGAAGAACUGUCUGCAAUGAUCCCCCAGUGCAAGCCCAUGGCACGGAAGCUGGACAAACUGACCAUUUUAAGGAUGGCCGUGCAGCACGUGAAGUCUCUCAAAGGUAUGAGAAGUUCUUAUGCAGGAGAUAUUUAUCGACCUUCAUUUAUUCAGGAUAAUGAGCUCAGACACCUAGUCCUUAAGACUGCAGAAGGCUUCCUGUUUGUGGUUGGAUGUGAAAGAGGAAAAAUUCUCUUCGUUUCUAAGUCAGUCUCCAAAAUACUUAAUUAUGAUCAGGCUAGUUUGACUGGACAGAGCUUAUUUGACUUCUUACAUCCAAAAGAUGUUGCCAAAGUAAAGGAACAGCUGUCUUCUGACAUUUCACCAAGAGAGAAGUUAAUAGAUGUUAAAACGGGUUUGCAAGUUCACAGUCAUUUCCAUGGCAGAAGGACUCGAGUGUGCUCUGGCUCCAGACGGUCCUUUUUCUGUCGGAUGAAGAGUUGUAAAGUCUCUGUCAAAGAAGAGCACGACUGCUCACCCGAUGCAACGAAGAAAGAUCAUAGGAAAUUCUGCACUGUCCACUGCACUGGUUACUUGAGAAGCUGGCCUACAAAUACUAUUGGAAUGGAAGAAGAAAGGAACAAUAAGGAAGACAGCAAUUUCACCUGCCUUGUUGCCAUUGGGAGAUUAUAUCCAAAUACUGUCCCACAGAACAGUGGAGAGGUUAAAGUGAAACCAACUGAAUUUAUAACCCGUUUUGCAAUGAAUGGAAAAUUUGUCUAUGUGGACCAAAGGGCAACAGCAAUUUUAGGAUAUCUGCCUCAGGAACUUUUGGGAACUUCUUGUUAUGAAUAUUUUCAUCAAGAUGACCAUAGUAAAUUGACUAACAAGCACAAAGCAGUUCUACAGAGUAAAGAGAAAAUAUUUACAGAUUCAUACAAAUUCAGAGCAAAAGAUGGCUCUUUUGUAACUUUAAAAAGCCAGUGGUUUAGUUUCACAAAUCCUUGGACCAAAGAACUGGAAUAUAUUGUGUCUGUCAACACUUUAGUUUUGGGACACAGCGAGACUGGAGGAGCAUCGUCACUUCCUUACAGCUCUCAAUCAUUGGAAGAGUCCUGUGUCAGUGUGCCUGGACUGUGCACCGGCACAGUGCUUGGUGCUGGCAGUAUCGGCACAGAUAUUGCAAAUGAAGCUCUGGACUUACAAAGUAACCAGUUCAACAAUAUAAUGGAAGAGAAGAUCACCUUUACGGUAGCAACAAAACAGAUAAAAAGGUUACAGUCUUCUUCAUCCUUGGGUGAUUCAAGUCCAACAGGUUUAAUGAAAGAUACUCACACUAUAAACUGCAGGAAUAUGUCAAAUAAGGAGUUGAUGCCACUAAAUCUGUCUGAAAUAGGGGAGCUAGAAGCCACAAGGCAAAACCACAGCACUGUUGCUCCCCCAAGUCAUGAAUCACUCCUAGGCGGUGGUGCCCAGCUGGAUUUUGAUGCCCUGUGUGACAAUGACGACACAGCCAUAGCUGCCUUUAUGAAUUACUUAGAAGUACAGGGGGGCCUGGGAGAACCCGUGGACUUCAGCGACAUCCCCUGGACCCUUUAGCAUUUGACUUUUAACUCCAAAAAUGGGAAAUGUUUUACAGCAUUUCCUUUACAAAAAAACUGUAUGUUCUUCUGUACUGUAUCGAUACUCUUUUUAUCCUUUAUUCUUAUGAAGGUUCUACCAAUUUUUAUAUAUUUGCACCUAUUUCACAGGGGUCUGGGGAAAUGUGAUGUUUUUCUUCAAAUAGAACUGCUCAGAAUUUCCUACAGACGCCUUUACUCAGCCAACUGGUUUUAAACCCACUAGCUGCUAUUUUUUGCUAAAAUAUUUCUGACUAAGAGUAUCACAUACAUCUUGCUUUGGUUUUGUUUUUAUUUUUUUGAUGCAGUUUUUUUGAGUUUGAGAAUUUAAUAUGUUGGCAUUUUUUGGGGGGGUCUUAGAUUCAUUUAAUUGACUUAUAAUAGUAGAUUUGUGUAAUUUGGGACAUUUCCAUUUCUUGUAUAUUUCCUUAAUUGAGGACAGGGCUUAUGUAUUUUUUAAGAAAACAGUGAGUACUUGAACAUUUAAAGGGACAAUGCAAUUGAUAGUCAUGAUCACAGUGACUACUAUGUUUAGUGUUUGUAGACUUGGGCAAGCACAGAGCCAGGAUAUUUAUGCCCAGUUGAGCACUUUGAGGUGGAUGUUAAAUGAGAUGAUUUUUAUUUAAAACUCAGAAAAAGAAAAGUUGAGACACUUUCAACUUUGCUUAUAGAACAGGAAAGAUUCUGGGUCCCAGAUGUUGGUGAUUAAUUUUUGCAUAUUUAAUCUUAAUGUAACCACUCAAGAUAUACAGAUAGAACAGGUUUUCUAUGUUGAAAUGGUAUGUAGUGACUGAUUAUCUUAGAGGAAGGAACAGGCCCAGGCAGAUUAAAUGUUUUGUGUAAACACAAUUAAAUUUAAAUAUUUUUUUAAUGUGUACUGUGUAUAAACCAGUUUCUUUUUACAUACUUGGGAAAGCAGUGGGCUCACUGGUUAAAUGAUUAAUUAACUGAUCCCAAGAACUAGUCAUGGCCUUAAAGAUUAUUAAGCAGUUAGAGUUACUAUUGCAUGUAACCAAAGGCAGUUAUAUACAUGGUAACUACCUGAAAACUAUGAGGCAAUGAGAAAGAAUUUAAAAACCAAUUUUCUAGCUAUAAUUAAAAAUUUGGAGAGCAUUAAUCUAGAGGUGGCUCAAAUCGAGUGCAAGAAUUAAGAAUAUUUAAAGCACUAUUGGUACAUCUACCAUUUUGAAGAUCACAUUUCUGUAUCACCUUACAUUUUAAGAGCUCUUUCUAGUUUACCAAGUAAGUUCCCAUAUAUUGUCUCUUGUGCCCCACACAUGAAAGUAAGAUAGUCUGGGAACCUGGUGGGGAAACCCUGAGGCUCAGGUGUGGGGUUCAAAUCCAGUUUUUUUUCUCUAGAUGGUUCUAUCCCUUUCCAGUUGACUGCCCUGAGCCUCUCACCAUAACAAAGCAUCAUUUUGAUCUGGCCCAUUUCUUUCGGCUGUACUAGUUGAACUUUUGUCAGGUGUGCCAAUGGCAAACAUACCAACAGGCAUUAACCAAAAGCAGAUGUUCCCUUCAAGCACGAUGACUGCAGUGGCUCUGUGGACAAGGGCGUAUUGGUACAUUAUCCUCUUGACCUGACCCAAUGCUCCAGACGUGUCAAAGGGUUGGCACCACUCCUGGACUUGAGACAGCCAGGUUUAGAAUAAGCCCAAGAAACCCUAUGAGAUGGGGGGAGAUUGGUUUGAAGCAGCCCAAGCAUGAUUUGUUAAGUCUGAGGAAGCAAUGAACGAUCACAUCUGUUCUCUUAAGUUGUGCAGAUGGACUUGCCUUACAAACUUAACACUUUAGCCGUCUGAACUCUGGCAGGUUAGCCUUGGCCUGCUGUGUUGGCCUAAGCCAGGGGUUGCAGGAUAGGUCAUUGUGGCUGGAUGGCCUCAAAAGCAGAUGGGACAAACCAUGAUGCAAGGAUCUGAGAGGCAGAGUUUCUAGAGGACUUAUUCCAUAGACCAGUUGGCAGAUAGCCAGUUGGAUGCUUUGAUCCUUUAAUAACCCACUCUGAUGUUUUUCUGUAGAUCUUCUUGCCCUGGACCCAGAAUCCAACCCACAUGUAUGAUACUAUAUAGCUCUCUCAAGUUUGGUGGGUUUUUUUUUCAAAACCCAUUCUGUUUGCAUUUGAUUGCUAUUACGAGUGGCAGAUGUUUAUAUGUCUUACUCAAUAUUACUUUGUCUCCUACCAAUUUCUUGAAUCUUGGUUGAAAAUCUCUAUACAUUGGAUGAAAGCAGUGUAGAGUGUGUGUGUGUGUGUGUGUGUGUGUGUGUGUGUGUGUGUGUGUGUGUGUUUUCCCCCCUAAGAAUUACCUACAGUGAAGUAGUGAGGAGGGGGGAGUGCCUAGAGUCAGAAGAGCCCACUCAGCCAAUAAAUUUAGCUAUGUGACUGCAAGUAAGCCAUUUAAACUCUCUGUACCUCAGUUUCCUCAUUUGUGACAAGAGAUUUGAUCUCCAAGUUUACUUCCAGUUCUGAUUCUGAGAUUCUGAUCCAUAGGACUUGAGCAUUAGGGUCAGACUCUAGAACUGUGCGGUCCCGUGUGAUAGGCACCAGCUACAUGUGGCUACUGAGCACUUUAAAUGUAGAUUUCAAUUGAGAUGUGCUAUAAAUGUAAAUUUCAUAGCAUACCUCAAACAGUAUAAAAAGAAAUAUAAAAUAUAUUAACAAUUUUAUAUGGAUUCCAUGUUCAAAUCAUAUUUUGGAUAUACUGAAUUUAAUGAAACAUUAAAUUUUUACUUUUGACUUUUCUAAUGUGGCUAUUAGAAAAUUUUAAAUUGCACAUGUGCCACACAUUAUAUUUCUAUUGGACGGCUCUGCUCUAGAACAUUUUAUUAAGUGAAUAUUAUUGAAAUAGACCAAAGGUUAUACCAUGAAUAUGAUUAUUUACCUCUAAAUGCUGUGGUUUAAAAAAAACAAUUGCAUAUUUAUCCUUGAAUCUGAACCUCUACAAAUAACUGAACCUCUAUCCAUGUAUCAAAUUUAAAACUUUUUAAAAACUGGUAAACUUGAAAAUUUGAUCAGAUAUUUCAUUACAGGAUGAUCGCCUGAAAUCAAAUAAAAUAAAACUUGAGAUAUAUGUUGACACUGUAUGGUAGUAACUAAAUUUGGAAAUCCAUUGAGAAAUCAGAAGGCAAACAGAACAGUACAGACCAGAGACUUUUGGUGAAUAAAUGGGAUUAAAGUAUUUAAUUACAGUGUUACCUUGGGGAAAGGCUUUAUUUAUGAGUCGUGUUCUCCGAGGAAUCUCUGUAGAGUCAGGGGCACAGGGAAAUGAAAUAGCCACUAUCUAGUUGUUGGACCAUGUUUGGUGGUGCCAUGUCAGAUCCCACUCUAAAGAGGUCUGAGCCACUCAAGCAGGUCAUUGUUGGGCUCUAGAACUGGAGAUUCAGAUUUGCCAAGCAGGGUCUCAUGGGCAGAGCAAGGCUGACAGCUAGGAAAAUCAGAAGCCAUAAAGAAAAACUGCUAAGCGGCCACUAGGUGUCACUUUUCCAUUUCUAGAGGGCUUUGUUUUCAUUAAGUUAAUUUUUCCAAGUACCAUGGGGCUUAGGAGAGGCAUUUAUGUCUUUUGUGUCUAGAAUACGUCUGCCUCUCUGGUAUGAGUUAUUUCAUGAGAAAUGCUUGUUAAGAGAAGAUUCUUCCCACAUAAUAUAAGGACUUUGGUUCAGGGAGCUUUCCAGAUGUGGCCCUGGUAAAACGCUGGCCUUAGAAAGAAAACGCAUCCAACCUAGAAUAUGCUUUCUGAACUCAUGUGAGAGUGUAUGGUAUGUGUGUUACUGCUCAUACAUUCUUGAGCUUAGGUUUGUCUUUUAUACCGUUUUUAGCUUUUUUCCAGUUCACUCGUGCUUUUCUGUAUAUUGGUAUUUUUAAAGUUUUGUAGUCAAUAAUGAAAAGAGUGAAAUUAAACUAUAUUUUAUAACAA